AUGAACGAUCUUCUUAAGGGUUCGUUUGAGCUUCCACGAGGUCAAUCUUCUAGAGAAGGAGAUGUCGAACUAGGUGAGCAAGGAGGAGAUCAAGGGUUAGAAGAUUUCUUCAAAAAGGUUCAAGAAAUUGACAAACAAUAUGAAAAGUUAAAUAAGCUUCUAAAGAAACUUCAGGCUGCCCAUGAGGAGUCAAAGGCUGUGACCAAAGCUCCUGCUAUGAAGGCAAUAAAGAAGAAAAUGGAGAAAGACGUUGAUGAAGUUGGAAGUAUUGCUCGUUUCAUAAAGGGGAAACUCGAGGAGUUAGACAGAGAGAACUUGGCAAAUAGACAAAAACCUGGGUGUGCGAAAGGAUCUGCUGUGGAUCGGUCAAGAACAUCAACGACACUUUCCUUAAAGAAGAAGUUGAAAGACAAGAUGUCCGAGUUUCAGGUUCUACGAGAGAACAUCCAACAAGAGUACCGCGAGGUUGUUGAAAGGCGUGUUUUUACAGUAACUGGCCAGCGAGCGGAUGAAGAUACUAUUGACGAAUUGAUUGAAACUGGAGACAGCGAACAGAUCUUCCAGAAAGCGAUUCAGGAGCAAGGAAGAGGACAGGUAAUGGACACCUUGGCGGAAAUCCAAGAACGUCAUGAUGCUGUCAGGGACUUGGAAAAGAAACUUCUUGACUUGCAACAAAUUUUCUUGGAUAUGGCAGUUUUGGUUGAUGCACAAGGAGAAAUGCUUGACAACAUAGAAUCUCAGGUGUCAAGUGCAGUAGAUCACGUGCAAUCAGGAAACACGGCACUUCAAAGAGCAAAGAGCUUACAGAAGAACUCAAGAAAAUGGAUGUGUAUUGCAAUCAUCAUCCUCCUCAUUGUGGUUGCGGUGAUCGUCGUUGGUGUUCUCAAGCCUUGGCAAAACAAGAAUGCUUGA
Microthlaspi erraticum is the source of this 912-nucleotide messenger RNA. The record is from the annotation of a GenBank genome assembly. Lineage: Eukaryota; Viridiplantae; Streptophyta; Magnoliopsida; Brassicales; Brassicaceae.